UACGAAUUCUUUGCAGUCAAAACGGCAGGAAAAUAAUAAAAAGCGGGAGAACCCUAAGUGUUCCUGAGAAACAACUGAAAAGAAAUGGGGAAAGCACAGCUUGGCCAUCUCACCAAUCCAAUUGAUCUCGUUUCUAAAACUCCUGAUAUUCCUGAUCAAAUUUUAAAGCAUCGCACUUGUUGGCUGCAAGUCUUAGCAAAUUUGCGUUCUCGCAGAAUCAAGACAUCUAGACAACAGUUAAAGGACUUUGAAUUAAAUGCCCCGUGUUUUUUAGAUACAAUCCCUUGCCGUAAACGAUCAACGAGAACUGUUAAGUGCAAGAAUGAAAUCUCUAAACGACAGAAUAGAAAACAGAACAAACUAGACUCAGGAAAAUUUGAGUGCCACUUGGAUAAUUUGUGGAGGAGCUUACCGGAGGAUAAGAAGUCUUGUUUUAUGUGCCUUGAUUCUUUAUGGUUUAGCUUGUAUACUAAGGCAUCUACCAAAGAAAAGGUUUUGACAUGGAUUAAGAAGAAGAACAUUUUCUCAAAAAAAUAUGUUCUUGUUCCCGUUGUUUGCUGGAGUCACUGGAGCCUGUUAAUUUUCUGUAACUUUGGUGAGAGUUUGCAGUCAGAAACAAGAACUCCGUGCAUCUUGUUGUUGGAUUCUCUUGAAAAGGCAAAUCCCAGGCGAAUUGAACCAGACAUAAGAAAGUUUGUGUUGGACAUAUAUAGAGCAGAGAAUAGGCCUGUGACUAAGGAGGCAAUUUCUCGAAUUCCCCUUUUGGUGCCUAAGGUCCCUCAGCAGAGAAAUGGUGAAGAAUGUGGUAAAUUUGUUCUAUGUUACAUUAAUAUGUUUGUGGAGAGUGCUCCAGAGAAUUUUAACAUUGAUGGCUAUCCUUACUUUAUGGAAAAAAAUUGGUUCAGUCUAGAAAGCAUGGAACUUUUAUGCAAGAAGCUCAAUGCUUUCUAAAAUAUUGAUUUUCCUAGUGUGUAGAUGCAAUCUAUGAAACGUUAUGAUGUAGGCAUAUUAUAUUGACUCCUCCUGUAAUGAAAAUAGUGACUUGUAUCUAAGUUUCACUCGGGACUACCGCGGUCUUGCAGUCUUACUAUUAUUUUUUCAGCCAUGCUUCUCUGUACUGAGUAACAGGAGCUCUCCACAACAGUAUUGAUUGUUGUUUGCCAAAUGAAUUAUUUAUAGAAAUCGACUUGAACAUUAAUAUAGAGCCUGGAAAAUUUCUAGGGCAAGUGAUCACUCCACUUUGACUGUACAAGCUUGCCAGUUCAAAGCUUCAAACGAUAAGAAUCGUCUUCUCUUGUGCUCUCGGAUAAUAUCAGCUCUGAAGACCGCACUCCUGAAGCGUUUCGGUGUCUUCUCCUCAGGAUCAUCACCCACAUUAAUCUGAACAUUGUAAUAGUAAAGAAUGUUUGCAUUAACCAGUGAAGGCCACACCACCGCAGUAAUAUCAUCAUGAUCCGUGACUGAGGGGGCAAACUCAGUCGCUCUAGCUGUGACUAUGGGGGUAAACUGGUUUUGGACCCUUUGGGUAGGCGACGUUAGUUGGUGGUUGUGGCGAUGAUGAUUUUGAGGGGACAAGAGACGAGAAGAAUUUAGAGACGGCUGUCAAAGGCCACAGCCAUCAUCACAUGAUUCAAGGAUCCUUAACGCAUCACUUUUAAAUGUUGAAUAAAAUCUGUCUGAUUAUAUUACUUUUAACUUUGAUAACUAGAGGUAAUUAAUUAGCAGCAAA
This is a messenger RNA of Pistacia vera, 1729 nucleotides long. RefSeq names its product probable ubiquitin-like-specific protease 2A. The record is from RefSeq and is a predicted model, not a curated record. Gene Ontology annotation, biological process: proteolysis. The coding region runs from base 85 to 951 and encodes 288 amino acids. Gene Ontology annotation, molecular function: cysteine-type peptidase activity. NCBI's taxonomy places the organism in Eukaryota, Viridiplantae, Streptophyta, Magnoliopsida, Sapindales, Anacardiaceae. The transcript is spliced from 8 exons.